Messenger RNA from Meloidogyne enterolobii, 549 nucleotides. The record is from the annotation of a GenBank genome assembly. Lineage: Eukaryota; Metazoa; Nematoda; Chromadorea; Rhabditida; Meloidogynidae.
GAAACUAAUCCUGAUCAAAUCAAAGCAAAACGUACAUUAAUAGAAGUUAGAAAAAUAAAGGGCUUGUCAGGAGACAACUGUGGUUACCCUUGUCGAGAUAAUUAUAUAGAAAUUAAAUAUUUCAAGGAUAAAACACCAACUGGAGCUAGAAUUUGUUGUGACACAAAAAAUGACAGAAUUCUAACUAUUAGUUCUGAAGAAAAUACUGAAGUAUUAAUUAUGAUUAAGGGUUGGAUACUAGAAUACGACAUUAGUUACAAAGCUGAACUUACACCUUCACAAGAAUCUUCAAAUUGCAUAGAAGUGCGUAAAUCAAUUUGGAAUCCAAAUAAUUUGCAAACUCCCUAUGAAUUAUUUGUGAAAAAUGAAAAAGGAGAAUUUGUUGUAGCAAAUCCACACUUUGGACCUGCAUUUUGCUUAGUCUGCAGGAGGAAUCAUUCUAUGAUUAUUAAUGGUUUACACUUUCCUCGAAAUAACUGUGUUGAAGAUAAUGACCCAAAUCUAAAUUGUACUUAUGAAGCAUGUUUUUAUUGCAGGGUAAUAAUUUAA